AUGUCUUGCCGCAUUAUCCCUACGCUAUGGCAAAAGAUGGAGACGCUUCCAGCUGGUACUGAGCUGUUUACUCGCGUUCUAACAUGCCUCGAUGCAGUAAGCAUCGCGAGACUCUUGCAAGUGGAGAAACGAAGUCGCAGGAGCGUCCGGAAGCUGUUCUCGACCAUCGAAACGAUACGCUCUCGUGUGGCAUUAGCGUCUUUGUGUUUUUCUCGUCUACGUGUGGAGUUUCAAGCGUAUUACCAAGUGCUAGAGACUCAAAACAUUCCGCGUUCGAACGAUCCUCGUGUACCUCCCCGUGUUGCUGGAGGAGCAGUGUCAUUGAAGCCAGUAGAACUGCCGGACGUGCACGCAAAUGGAUUAACUGCUCACUUUUUAGCAGCGUCCAAUACUGCAGGAAAUCGACCAAUGCUCAUGAACGUGGUGCAAACCAACCGUCGGAUUUAUACAAUGAUCACGGUGAAGUUGCUGCAGUCUGGUGAUAAUCAAGACAGGAAUGAUACGAGCACUGAGCUGGUGCUACGUAGUUACUCGUACCUCAAGGAGUUUGGGGAAUGGAAGACGCCGACACUUCCAGAGAAACACAAACUGGCAGCAGCCAAUUUUGGAAGUCACCGAGGUCAAUUCGAUCUGAUCUCGCAGGAUGGCAGUGUGGUUUUGGGAUUGGAAGUACCGAGGGGUACAGAUGCCCAGAUGGAUUAUUAUUUGGUGAAACAAGCCACAGUGUCCAUUCAUAUCCAAGAGCUUUUGCAAGUUUAUUUUAUAUCGCUACGGCCGAUUAAAUCUUUGCCUGAACCUUCGCACCGCGAAGCAUGCAACAUUUCGAUCACACUUCGGUCAAUAGCAGGGAAACUAGUUACACGUUGUUGUGUGCCUGGGUAUAUUACGCGAACUGGGAUCGAGAAUUUUGAGGUUGUUAACCUUCCCACUGACCCAGGCUACGCGUGGCUCGAGGUGCGAAGUAUGAACGAAGCAGCUUUAUCGAGACGGUCGUGUCUCUAUUAUUACGCUGUAGCGCUUCAUCACGGUGCUAAGAAAGUCCCAGGAAGUGGAGAUUCGCGAGCGAUGCAGUUCAAUUGGCUGCCAGGCUUACUCGAAUCAUUUCCCACACUGGAAUCUCGGCAACGGCGAUGUCUGAAGGGCAACCUACGCAUGAUGACUUCGUCGAACGGUAGCAUGUUGCAAGAACUGACGCUAGUAGCGCAGAGAUUGCCAACAGCGAGGCUAGAACGAUAUGCAGCUCGGAUCGAGUCGUACACAAGACAUGAGUCAUAA
Molecule: messenger RNA, 1275 nt
Organism: Phytophthora infestans T30-4
Lineage: Eukaryota; Oomycota; Peronosporomycetes; Peronosporales; Peronosporaceae
Exons: 4
Coding region: 1-1275 (424 amino acids)
Source: RefSeq, a predicted model, not a curated record